Molecule: messenger RNA, 972 nt
Organism: Rotaria socialis
Lineage: Eukaryota; Metazoa; Rotifera; Eurotatoria; Philodinida; Philodinidae
Source: the annotation of a GenBank genome assembly
AUGGCAAGAUGUUUAUUAGCUGCUCUUCGACAAUACAAUUGUGGACGUGAUUUGAUUUGUCUUGCAUCUAUUCUCAGUGUUUCAAAUACAACAACUCUAUUAACAAAAUUACCACAACGCUUUAAAAAUUCCGAUGGUGACUUUAUGACACUUCUAAGUAUAAUGAAUGAAAUUUUGUUAAUUAAACAAUCUGUUGCAGCACGUUCAUUCAACUUAAAACGUGUUUGUGAAGCAAAAAGUCUGACUCACAUAAGACAUAUUAUUGGGCAAGCCUUAAGACGAUAUACUAGUUUAGAGAAAUCAUUUGAUAUUUCAAAUGAAUAUCGUCAGCAAGCUCAAAUAAAAUCUGACAAAUGGGAAUUGAUAGCCAAAGCAUUAUUAGUAGGCUAUUCUAAUAAUGUUUUUGUUUCUAAAAAAGAUUUACAAGAUAGAACUCAUCAUUUCGCUCGUUACAGUGAUAUAAAUGACACAGCUGUCCUGCAUUUAAAACCAACAUUAACACGGCCUAUUAGUCAAGCACCAGUCUCACUUGUUGUAGCACGAGAUAUUCUCUAUUUGAGCUCUAUUCGUUUAACCGCUAUAAUUUCAUUCUUAGGCGUAGUAAAACCCGACGGGAUCAAUCAUAAUAUUGAACGUCAAAUAAAAUUAAAUGAAGCCGAAGAAAAUUGUCUUAAAACAAAUAAUGGAUAUUCAACAGCAAAGUCAAUGUUUUCUAACAUAAUCCAUAUGGAAUUCAAUAAUGGACUCAUUCAUUUAAAUGGCCUAGCAGGUGUUGUUCUCACCACUGAAUUAUACCUGCUUCAACAAUCGAUUAUUGAAUAUACAUUUUGUUUAGAAAACAAUAAUCCAUCAAAUUCAACAAAAUAUAAAAAUUCACAACAAAAUCUAGAUAGUGUCAUGAAAAUGCCUCAGAUAUUUAAUCCAAUGAUAUGGAGAUAUGGGAAGCUGAAAAGCAAGUUAAAAUAUCAAUAA